AUGAGUGGUUCUGGAAAACCCCUUCUGGGCCUGUGGUUAUACAGAAGUGGAGAAGAAUGGAACUACAAGGAAGAGAGUCCAAUCCAACUAAAACCAGCGGUAAAGCAAAAAGCCCCGAAAGAAGACAUCCAAAAGCCUCCAGAAACUGAGCGCAUCUCGGUGAUAUUCUCGCUGAGAAACCACGUAGGCGGCCUGGUGAGGGCCCUGCAGUCGUUUCAAGAUUUGGGAAUCAACGUGCUGCACAUAGAGUCAAGGCCGUCUCAAUCGGGAGACAGCCAGGCGGACUUCCUGGUGGACAUCGAUACCGACCAGAAGAAGUUGGAGCAACUGGGCAGAUUGCUGAAGAGGGAGGUGGUCACCAUGGUGAUCGGGAAAUACGGAAACGGGCUGGAAGACGAGUUCCCCCCGCCCACGCCACUGAGCGCCACUGCCAGUUUCGAUUUUGAUGAAAUGCCAUGGUUCCCUAAGAAAAUCUCUGAACUGGACUUGGCCCAAAACGUCCUAAUGUACGGAGAAGAGUUAGAUGCUGACCAUCCAGGCUUUAAGGAUCCAAUUUAUCGAAAAAGGCGCGAACAAUUCUUCAGAAUCGCCAUGAAUUACAAACACGGACAACCGAUUCCAAAAGUAAAAUACACUCAGGAAGAAAUCAAAACUUGGGGGACUGUUUUUCGCGAGCUGCACAAGAUGUACCUGGAACAUGCCUGUAAAGAGUACAUGGAGAACUGGCCUCAGCUCGUAAAGUACUGCGGGUACAGGGAGGAUAACAUACCCCAGUUGCAGGACGUCAGCAUGUUCCUGAAGAGGAAGACCGGGUUCCUGCUGCGACCAGUUGCAGGUUACUUGAGUCCCAGGGAUUUUCUUUCGGGACUGGCGUUCAGGGUUUUCCACUGCACCCAGUACAUACGUCACUCUUCGGAGCCUUUCUAUACUCCCGAGCCUGAUUGCUGUCACGAGCUUCUCGGCCACAUGCCACUACUGGCAAACCCAAGUUUCGCCCAAUUCUCCCAAGAACUAGGUCUGGCAUCGCUGGGGGCUUGUGAAGAAGACGUCAAUAAACUAGCCACGCUGUACUUUUUCACCGUCGAGUUUGGAAUAUGCAAGGAAGCAGGAGAACUGAAAGUGUAUGGGGCGGGACUUUUGAGUUCAGUGGCGGAGCUCAAACAUGCUCUGACGAAUCCUGAUAAGGUUAGGAGGUUCGAUCCUGACGAAACCUGUUUACAGGAAUGCAUCAUCACCGACUACCAACUCGGUUACUGGUACACCGAUACUUUUGAGGAGGCAAAAGAAAAAAUGAGGAAAUUUGCAGAGCAGAUUCAGCGGCCGUUCGGCAUUAGAUACAACCCAUACACUCAAAGUGUGGAGGUAUUGAGCAACGCUCAGAAAAUUACGGCUGUUGUUACUGAGCUGCGGGGCGAUUUGUGCAUUGUGAACAGCGCUUUAAAGAAGAUAAGCGCGAAGGAUUCCACCAUCGAUAUUAACAGGAUCACCAAUUUGCUGCAGCAUGGCUUAUUGAAUAAUGCUUGUUCUUCUCAAGACCACGCUGAGAUUGAGAUCGAAAUCGAGGAAGAAAAUGAAAAAAUAUGA
Brassicogethes aeneus is the source of this 1584-nucleotide messenger RNA. The record is from the annotation of a GenBank genome assembly. NCBI's taxonomy places the organism in Eukaryota, Metazoa, Arthropoda, Insecta, Coleoptera, Nitidulidae.